AGGAGUAGGGGGUGUGUGUGGUGGUGGUAGGGGGGCUUGAGUGGAGGGGGAGCCAACGAGAAUAAAAACCAAGCGUGGGGCAAUCUAUGCCGGGCGCCUCUUUCUGCGCCCGGGUGGAGGCCGGCAGAGGAGAUCCCCUACGGAUGAACCGCGGACCGGGCUGCUGAAGACGAAGAGGAGGCGGAGGAAGGAGGAGCCGCCGGUGAAGGCUAGAUCUCAGCCUGCCAGCCAGCGAGCGCCAGGGCCGGCGGGGGGAAGUGACACGCUGCCGACUGCAGCAGUGUCAGCCUGAGCAGCGAGCGCCCUGGCCCCGGAGGAGGACCACCUGGGAGGGCUGAGCACCCUCUGGGCUCCGGGAGGCAGCGAACUGGACGGCAGCGCCCGCUCCCCCGCCCCCUCCCCAGGCCAGUCAGGUCCUCGCACCAGCGAACAGGGGGACGAAGCGAGACACCCGAGUAGGACAGCGGCUGAGAGCCACGGGAGACGAGACGGGGAGAUUCAGAUCACUGAGGGAGGAGUGCUGCCUGAAUCCACCAGCCCUAGGGGGGAAGAGAGCGAGUUGCAAAGCGAUCAACAUCGUGGUGCAAUGUAGGAAACUGUUAGAUCCCCGCUCCGAAGAUCGGAAAUAGCUUUUUUUUUCUUGUGAGGUGGUGCUUUCUUUCACCCCCCACCCCUCCCUCUUCUGCUUAAACUUAACCAGAGCCACCAAAGAGCCACUUGGGAACUACUGCUGCUCUUCCUUCGGAGUCUUUUUCUUGGGAUAUUUAUUGCAGGCUUGGGAACAGCCCUAAGCCCAUCUUUGGGCUUCGGGAAGCCUCAAAUCAUCGCUAAACUGGAGGUGUCUUGUUUUUCUUUCCUGAUUUAACAGAAACUGCUAUUUAAUUUAUUACUGUCACUGUGUGUGUGUGUGUGUGUGUGUGUGUGUGUGACAGAGAAAGAGAGAGAGAGAGAGAGAGAGAGAGAGAGAGAGAGAGAGGGAGAGAGAGGGAGAGAGAGAGAGUGUAAAGAGAGAAGGGGCAGGAAGUAGAUUUUCUGCAGAAAGGGUGGCAGCAGCGUGGACGGUACAUAGCCUUCCUUAUUUAUGUGUCUGUCAGCAUUCUCCUUCAUCCAAAGAAUCAAGGGAAGGUAUCCAACCUGUGUUUCCCGGUGAGUGAAGCACAAGGAAGGACUGGAGAUAUCAAAGCAUCAUGAUUAUUUAUUGAACUUCAAAACUUAAAAAAAAACCCAAAGAAUAUCUGAGAUUUCACCCACUGUUCAAGGAAGAAGAGAGGCCCCACUGCUCCUGAAAUGUAGCAAAAUACUUAUUUAUAAACGGGCUAAAGACACUGAUAUGAAAAGGCCCCUCUACUCGAAUUUUCUAUCCUAUGGAUAUCAGUCUUGAGAUUUCGAAAUAGGAAGAUCUGUAUUGGAUCUAGCAGCAACUGUCAUUUCAAUGCCUAGUCUUCCCUGGGACUGUUGGCAUUUCCUAGAAAUUAAACUGGUACUGUAUGCCAUGGGCUGUAUUCAGAGCAUCAGCAGCAAAUCCAAAAUUUUCCGAGAAAGUAUUACGGUGAUUGACGUGAAAGCCUCUAUUGACCCCAUCCCCACCAGCAUCGAUGAGUCGUCCAGCGUGGUUCUCCGCUACAGGACACCACACUUCCGCGCCUCGGCCCAGGUGGUCGUUCCCCCGAUACCUAAGAAGGAGACCUGGAUUGUGGGCUGGAUUCAAGCGUGCAGCCACAUGGAGUUUUACAACCACUAUGGGGAGCAGGGCAUGUCCAGCUGGGAGCUCCCAGACCUUCAGACAGGGAAGAUCCAGGCCAUCAGUGACUCAGAUGGGGUGAACUACCCCUGGUAUGGUAACACCACAGAGACCUGCACCAUUGUGGGCCCCACCAAAAGAGACUCCAAGUUUAUCAUCAGCAUGAAUGACAAUUUCUACCCCAGUGUCACGUGGGCAGUGCCGGUCAGUGAGAGCAAUGUGGCCAAACUGACCAGCAUCUACCGAGAUCAGAGCUUCACCACCUGGCUGGUGGCCACCAACACAGCAACCAAUGAUAUGGUCAUUCUUCAGACACUCCACUGGAGGAUGCAGCUGAACAUCGAGGUGAAUCCCAACAGGCCCUUGGGACAACGUGCCAAGCUCCGGGGGCCAACUGCCCAAGAGCAGCCCCAGAUUCUGAGUAAGAAUGAGCCAAUACCACCCAGUGCCCUUGUCAAACCAAAUGCCAAUGAUGCUCAAGUACUCAUGUGGAGGCCGAGGGAUGGGCAGCCUCUUGUGGUGAUACCUCCCAAACACCGGUAACGAGCAGGGGUCCUGGCACUGAAUGGGAGGAGAACACGCUCUGAUCUGCUAGUUUAAGACAAAAUAAUAAUAAUAAUAAUGAUCAAACAAAGUCAAAAUGCACUUUUUAGUCAUUCAACAAAAAUGCAACCAUUCUACCUUCUCCAGUGGGACGGAUUUCACUGUGCUAAAGUUCCAGGGAAGACCUCACCUGGGGUUUCCUCAUCACCUGCUUUCUAAGGAGCAGGAGAAGGGCGGUGGGGAGAGGAGGAACAAAGCAAAAACAUACAAUCCCUUUUCAUUUCCACUUUCAGUCUUUGGUUUUCCCCUCUCUCUUUUCCCUUCUCUGGUUAUGAUCUGAGUUUCAGUUACUCACUCGAAACAGACUUGAUGAAACAAAAAACUUUUGAGUUUUUCUUUUUCUUUUUUCCCUCUUUUCUCUUCGAGGUUCAGGGGGAGGGAGUGGGAGGGGAGUCCCCUCAUCAAUGAAACCCAAGAUCUUGGAGCAAUCCAACUGACCCUCAUUUUACUGAUGACCUAUUUUUUUUCAAUUGAUAAAGAUUUGCAACCUCCUCCCCCUACCCAAUCAUGCGGCCUUAUAUAGAUUUUGCUUUGCCAAAAUUUUGCCUUAA
Messenger RNA from Trichosurus vulpecula (common brushtail), 2895 nucleotides. RefSeq names its product family with sequence similarity 78 member A (gene FAM78A). NCBI's taxonomy places the organism in Eukaryota, Metazoa, Chordata, Mammalia, Diprotodontia, Phalangeridae. The transcript has 3 exons. The coding region runs from base 1433 to 2284 and encodes 283 amino acids. The record is from RefSeq and is a predicted model, not a curated record.